Messenger RNA from Alosa alosa (allis shad), 4647 nucleotides. RefSeq names its product tripartite motif containing 35-13 (gene trim35-13). The transcript has 6 exons. Gene Ontology annotation, molecular function: protein binding; zinc ion binding. Lineage: Eukaryota; Metazoa; Chordata; Actinopteri; Clupeiformes; Clupeidae. The record is from RefSeq and is a predicted model, not a curated record. Bases 39 to 1442 code for a protein of 467 amino acids.
UGACCUCCAGAAGGGAUAGCUAAAACCACUCAGGAGUAAUGGCCUCCCGAUACUCAAGGCUCGAGGACGACCUGUCCUGCCCCAUCUGCGCACAGAUCCUACAGCAGCCCGUGGUCCUGGUAUGCAGGCAUCGCUUCUGUAAAUCCUGCUUGGAGGGUGUCUGGGACGGGGACAAGGAGAACUGCGUCUGCCCCUUGUGUUGCCUUUCUUCCUCCAUGGACCAGCUGGUUGUGAAUACCAUGCUGGAGAAGACCUGCCAGUCUUUCAUCCUGGAGCGCAAGAAGGGUGAUCCUCGAGCAUGCCAGGAGCAUGGAAGUACGUUAACUCUUUUUUGCUUGGAGGAACUGCUGCCUGCUUGCGAGGUCUGCAAGUCGGCACCCCGCCACGCAGGUCACAGAUUGUACUCUUUAGGUGAAGCUGCGUAUGACUGUAAGGAGGAGCUCAAGACUGCACUGAAACCACUCAAAGAGAAGCUGAAACUCUACACAAAAGCCAAAAAGACUGCUGAUGAAGUGGCAGAACAUAUAAAGGCUCAAGCGGAGCACACCGAGAAACAAAUUAGGGAAGAGUUUGAGUCAAUUUACAACUUCCUGCGGGAGGAGGAAGCUGACAGGAUUAAGCUCCUAAAAGAGGAGGAGAAGACGAAGAGCCAAAUCGUAAACGACCGCAUUACAGACAUAUCCACUGAGCUGGCCUGUGUCGCAAACACAAUCAGAACCGCCGAGCAGGAGAUGAGAUCAGAGGAUAUACCAUUUUUAAAGAAUUAUAAAGACACCAUUAAAAGAACCUGGCGUGAACCAUUGAAUCCAGAGGUGCUCUCAGGAUGUCUUAUUGAUGUCGCAAAGCACUUAGGCUCUUUGAAAUUCAAAGUCUGGGAGAAAAUGAAGAAUAUUGUCAAAUUCACUCCUGUAACCCUGGACCCUAACACAGCAGCGCACUGUUUCCUUCUGUCCAAAGACCUGACCACAGUGCAGUGCCUCACGCAGACCUUCAAGCUCCCCGACAACCCCGAGCGCUUUGACGUCAGCGCCGAGAUGUUGGGCUCGGAGGGCUACAGCUCGGGCCGGCACAUCUGGGACGUAGAGGUCAAGGCCAACACUUACUGGGUGAUCGGGGUGGCCAGCGCGUCCAUCAACCGCAAGGGCAAGCACGUGCUGACGCCCACAGAAGGCUUUUGGACCAUUCGCUUUCGCAAUGGAGAGUACAAGGCUUGCUCGGCUCCAUGGUCACCACUCACGAUGAGCAAGGACCCGCUGGUCAUCCGGGUGAUGCUGGAUAUGGACAGGUCAAAGGUGACAUUCUACGACCCACGGGAGAGGACGCCCCUCUACUCUUUCACUGACAUCAUCAGCCCAAGCGUCUUCCCAUACUUCUGCUCGGCGUGCAAGGAGCACCCCCUGAGGGUCAUGCCUGUCAGGCUGUCUGUGACAGUGGACCGCUAGACGUUGUCCACAGAAGCUCCUACAUGCAUCUUGCAACUUCUUCUGAUCAUUAGUCAGGUCAAGUCAAAUCAAGUCACUUCUCAUUUAUGUAGCACUUACCCGAAAGUGCUUUCCCUGCCGAGGCAAGUAAAUCGACAAUAAAAAAUAUACCUGUGAAGAAGGCAGAAUAAUGCCGUGAGAAAUAAUUCACUAAACAUGCAAAGUUUACUAGCUAUGUAGGCCAUAUCAAGUGGAAUAAAUUCCAUAAUUUGGAUUUUGGUUUAAAGUUGGUUAUUAGAGAAUAGAGAUAGUUAGAUAUUCAGUAUAAUUCAGGGUUAAUACCACACAUCCAUCUUCAUUCUCAAUCCCUGGCAAAAUUAUGAGAGUUCAUUCAGUAUGUAUAAUAACAGACGAUUAAGAUUUUAUGAUGAAUGUAACCACUAAUCUGGAAAAAAAAUAUUUUGUUUCUGUUUUCAAAUCCAUUUGUAUGCAUGGUCACUGAGUACUGAUGAGAACGGACUAUUUUUGUUUGUCAAAAAUAGUCUGUAGUAGUAAUGUUUUGUUUUGUUUGUGAUAUAUUUUUGCUUAUUGUCUGCUAUUAGGUGACUGGAUUUCAUUACCACAGAGCUUCAUGAACAUUCGUGCUGAUUUCUUUGUCAGGUGUCUGCACAUUAGUGAUCACUUACAGAGUUCUUCUUUUCCACUCAGUCUUAAAUCUUCAACUGUUUCCCUGAACUCAAUCCAACUGUCAGAAUCAGUCUGUAACUUGUUUCACACUCUGUUUCACACUCUGAGGUCAUUUCAAGUGCAGGUCAUUCAAGCCUGUGUGCUUAUAGUAAUAAAACUGGGUACAAAAAUCAAACAUCAAAGUCCAGAGCUACUUCACCCAAAGGAUACAUAGAAUGAGUGUCUUGAUGAAACUGUUACUGACUGUUUUAGGCUUUUGAUUAUAAUUUCUAACCACUGUUGUUGGCUAACAUAACUAACGAAGCUAACAUUGACAAUGUGUUGUCAAUCACUUAAAACCUUUGAUUGACUAUAUGUCCACAAGUACUUGUGAGACCAAACAGGGGACAUUAUUUGGUAAAAGGUGCAUCUCACAGAACAUCUACUUCUAAAGUGAACUAGUCACUAGUAGCCUAAAGGACUCAGGGGGUAAAGUGUACAGAGUUAAUCUCAUGACACUGACUAGCUGACCAGUUUCAGAGUGAGCUAUACACAAGAAUAACCCUCAAACCUAACUCGAGAGAAAGAGGCCAAUGAGAUUUUAUAUUUUGACGUUUCGAUAUUUAGCACUUGUUUAGCAAUAUGUUCUUAGCACAGCAGACGUCAUCUCUUGCAAAUAUGUUGAAACACUUUUUCAUUGGUUUAACACAAUUUUAAUAUAAGAUUCCAAGCUCUAUUGGAUUAACUGUGUUGAACAAAUGAAAAGCAUAUAUUCACAGCUAAUCGAUAUUGCUUUCACAAUUAUGAAGUUCUUAUGUCUCUGUGUGAAACUCUUUUCUUCUUCAAUCAGCAAUAAUUCAUUAUCCAUAAUACCAUCUGUUCUGUGUUGCUAUUUCAAGCAUGGAUCUAAGGCACAUUUAUGAAAACUACUGUUUCACCUUUUUGGCAAAGAAAACAGUACAAAAGUUGACAAGUCAAGUUAUAGUUCAAUUUAUGAAUUUGUCUUGUCUAGGUGCUUACUGUUGGUCUUACAUGGCAGUUGGAGGGAAUGAAUACAAUUAUACAAUUAUUUUUGUUCAAUACAUUUUGUCUUUUCACAGUUUUUCAGUAUGAAACUCAACAUAUUGAAAGCAAUGUUUUGCAUUGUGUUGUCCAUUGUGUAAUAAUUGAUUGAAAGCACACAGUGAUUUGACAACAAGUUGUAUUGUUUAAAGGCAAAAUAAGCUUUUUUUAUGUUUAAUGUUUAUGAUUUAAACAUUUUGAGAGUCUUAUGCGAGUCUUUUGCAAGCAAAAUGUGUAAUUUUGGCCACAGUGUGUUAAUUGUUUUGAAAAUGAGAUGUCAGAGUUGACACAAUCAUUAAAAAAACACCCUGUAGGUGCAACUGAUGCAAUCAGGGAAGAUAGUGCACUCACAGAUGCUAAAGGGUUUCUAUUUGUCUAUGCCCAGGCCCAGCUUUGUCUGUGUAUGUGUUGCAAUCAGUGAAUGAGAGGGCAAAACCUCUGAAUAAUGAAUACCGUGGGCUGCUUCAGCAGGCUGUGUCAGGCAGAGGCUGAAUCACCCUGAAGAUAAGUUGGAUGCCCUGCUGGUUGAUCUGUUCCAUUAACAGCCCUGGCACCACUAGAUGACAAAAUGCACUGACUUAAAUUAAGUUAGUAAAAACAAAUCUAAAUUGCAUACAUAGCUGUUCAAAAGCCAGGGGUCACUUAGAGAUUUAAAUUCCACUUACAGACAGAAUACCAGCUGACUGCUUAUUCGCUACAUGGUUCUUGCAUAGUUCUGGGCUGUGCUUUAGGUCACUGUCCUCUUUUUGGAUGAAAUUGUCUCCAAAUAAAACGCCCUCCGCAGGGUGUGGCAAGGCAGGCAUUGUAGGCUAGUGAAAGCCUUUCUUCAUCUUGUACAAUGUCUAAUCAUUCUCCCUCUGCCUGUGUUCUCUUGCCAAACUCAAUUCUUUCUCAUUAUUGGCCAGUCUGAGAAAUUCUGAGCUUUCUCUUUACAAAUCUGUCUAGAAGGCCGGCAUACUGAGGUCAUCUUCUCUAUUGCUGUUGACACUGGUGUUUUUCUGGUAAAACUGCCAAUUUGGGACCUCCUGUGAGGCCUGGGAUCUGUUUGUCAAACUAGACAGAUGUAUUUGUCCUCUUGUUCAGUUGCACUGAGGCCUCCAUACCCUUUUCUAGAAUGGUUAAAGCCAUUUUAGGCUCUUCCGUGAAGGGAAUAGCACACAGUGUUGUAUGAAAUCAUCAGUUUCUUGAUUAUUUCCCACAUGAAACAGCCCACAUUUUUCAGAACAAGAACAGAUUGAGAUGUUUCAGAAGGAAGUUCUUUGUGUGCAAAACCACCAUAGAUGAUGGUACAGAUACUCCAAAAAUGGCUAUUGUAUGUCUGUAUGCUGUGCUAACAUAUUGCAAUUGUUUUUUUUUUUUUAAUAAUCAGUUAACCUUUAAAAAGAUAAACAUUGAUUAGCAGACAGAAUGUGCCAUUGUAACAUAGGAUGGAUGGUUGCUGAUGAUAGGCCACUGUACACCUUUGUGGAUAUUGCAUUAAAUAUCAUUCAUAACAUUA